Messenger RNA from Gekko japonicus, 1665 nucleotides. RefSeq names its product Golgi integral membrane protein 4-like. The annotation marks the transcript as partial. The transcript has 9 exons. Gene Ontology annotation, cellular component: Golgi membrane; Golgi apparatus. The record is from RefSeq and is a predicted model, not a curated record. Lineage: Eukaryota; Metazoa; Chordata; Lepidosauria; Squamata; Gekkonidae.
CCCAGCUCCGCAUCCUUCUUCGACUAAGCUCGCUCCGAAUCGCAAAAGAAACUGUUCCUCUCCUUCUCUGGCGCCCUCCCCCCCCUCCUUUUCGAGCCGUUCCUGCCAUCCCCUGUCCUUAAAAAUCAAUAAGUAAGGAAAGGACGUCCGUUCUGCUGCAGCGUACAAGGUCUUCUGGUCAAUUUCCCGGUCAGUUUCCUGCACCGGAGAAACGAAGCUUUAAAGGAAAAAGUUUUCUCCUUCCUGCUUCACCUACCUGGCGACGAAGGAGAAGAAAAAGACCGAGGAAGAUAGCCAAGAUCUUCCGGUAGGAAGCGGGGAGAUCUGGAUCCUUCCCCGCCCUCCCCUUCUUCUUUUAAAGAAAGCUCUGAAUGUUUCUGGCCGAACACACCUUUUUAAAAUGAAGAGAUGACGGAUCCCUCCCCCCUGCACCCUUUCACUGUAGACGGGCUAUGAAGGCUGACAAGCUGCUUUGGACCAGAAGAACCCUCGGCCCAGGAGAAUUUGGAGAAGACUGGCAGAGAGGGCUAGACGCUGUCAGUUUGGGACCAGAUGCUCUAGCCGCCGAGGAGAGGUCCGGUUGAUCUCGAGGCCGGAGGGACCCUGGCCAUGGGGACUGGGCUGUGCACCAGGAGGCAGAAGGGUCUUCUGCAAACUGGGUUUUGCCUGGUGGCCCUCGCCUGCUUGGCCUCCGGAGUGUUUCUGUACAACCACCUACAGGAGAAGGUGAAGGCGGAGGAGGCUUUGGCGUUGAAAUACAAGCAGCAACAAGAGGCACUUUCCGCUCAGCUGCAGGUUGUUUAUGAACACAGAUCCCGGCUAGAACGAUCCUUACAGAAGGAGCGAGGGGAACAUAAAAAGACGAAAGAAGAUUUUUUGGUAUACAAACUAGAAGCUCAGGAGGCCCUUAACAAAGAAAAGCAAGAUUCCAUGAACAGAUACGGCGCUCUGAGCUCCCAGCAUAAGAUACUGAAGAACCAGCACGAAGAUGUUAAGAAGCAGCUUCUGGAUCUGCAGCUGCAACACAACGGGUUGAAACUGGAGCAUCGGAAGGCGCUGGAGACCCACAGCCAGAAAUACGCGCAGCUGCAACGGGAGAAAGAAAUGGAAGUUGCCGCUUUGCAGGAUACGGUCUACAAGCUGCGGGAAGAGAGCAAACUGCUUCGAAAGGCUCACCAGGAUGUUCAUUCCCAACUUCUCAGUGCGCAGGCCCAAAUGGACGAAUUCAGACAGCUCAAAGAGACGCUGCAAAAGAUGCCAAGUUUCAAGGAGGCAGGUGCGGCCAACGGCCAGCAGCAACCGAUCCUGAAAGAACGGCCCCCCGGGGCCCCCCAGGGACUGCUGCAGCCUGCUCGAGAGAAGGCCUCCGCAGGCAAUGAAGGAAAACCGCCCCCGAUGCCCCUGGAACAGGCUGCAGCUGCCCGGGAGACCUCACUUGUCGCUCAGGCGCCAGAUACCAAACGCCUGGAAGACGAGAACCAUCCCCGAGGCCAGGUUUCUUGGAACAAUGAUAGACCCGGGCCACACGACAAUGUGCCGCUUGGCCAGCUGGCGCCCCCGCAUGAAGCUCGCCUGCCUCCGGUCGUUUGGCCUCUGCCGGGGCAAAAGGACGGCCACAUCAUCCGUUUCACGAGGAUGGUGAACAGUGUGCAGAGCGGGAGCCAG